This is a messenger RNA of Macrobrachium nipponense, 1050 nucleotides long. RefSeq lists its product as uncharacterized. The record is from RefSeq and is a predicted model, not a curated record. The coding region runs from base 1 to 1050 and encodes 349 amino acids. The transcript is spliced from 5 exons. Lineage: Eukaryota; Metazoa; Arthropoda; Malacostraca; Decapoda; Palaemonidae.
AUGGUUACCACCGUCGUCCUGCUCAGGCCCAAAGCACGACCUAUCUCGUUGGUCUCUCCCUUGGCAGGAGUAAGCAAAAAGGAAGAACCAAGUGAUAAAAAACAGAAAGUUGAAAGCAAAAAGGAAGUGAUGAAAGUUCCAAAAUUUGGAGGAAAGAAGAUAUCCAGAUCUUUAGAGUUGCCUAAGAGAUUUGAAGAUGGCAAAUUGACUGAUAUGGGAGGUGGCAUUAGACAUUGUAAUUCUUCAGUCGGGUUUGGUGCUGGUGCAUUUAGUAUUAGCAGAAUCCCUUUAACAAGUCAUGGAAGUUAUGGUCCCCCAUCAUACACAUCUUCAAGCACUGUAACUGCUGAAGCAGGGAAACUAAUGCAUUCAUCCUUGGGAGGCCCUAGUGAGCUUCCAUCACAAAGCCACACUGCUGCUCUGUCCGUCAAAAUGACUGGUUCUUCAAGUGGCUUGGCAUCUUUAGCAGAAAAGAUUGGUACCCAUAGUAUUAAUGUUAGUGGGCACUCAUUAGCAUCUGAUGCUCUUAACAGGCUCAAAAGCAAUAAUACAGGUGUUUCAAAUGGAGAAGUGAAGAGUAUUUGCCCAUACUUUGAGAAAGCCAAAAGAAGUUUGCCACAGGUUGCAAGUAAGGAAUCUCAUGAGCACUCUGUCGACAACCAGAAGAAAAGACUGUGCCAAUCUGUUCCAUCAGUUUCUUGGUCAGAGAAUGCAGAGUUGCAGAGAUCAUCACCUUCAGUGAAAAGCAGUCUGUCUUUUCAAAAUAAAGAAUCAUGGAAAGUGUAUAUGUCAUCUCUCUUGCAAAGUCCAGAGAUUGUGUAUACUAAACCCCCUGCAUCAUUAAAAGCUCACGAAUAUGAGGCUACAGGACCUGAAACUACUAGAGCCAAGGCAGGGACAACUCCAGCAGAAGCCUCUGUGCAGCCUUGCACAUCACAUCGUCUACUACCAAUUAGUACUCCAGACCAGGUAUCCAAUGUUUCCGAUCCCAACACCAUUUCCAUGUUAGAAUCCAAGAUGGACAAGAAGUUUGAGUUCAAACGGAUUUAG